Molecule: messenger RNA, 578 nt
Organism: Aaosphaeria arxii CBS 175.79
Lineage: Eukaryota; Fungi; Ascomycota; Dothideomycetes; Pleosporales
Exons: 2
Coding region: 1-342 (113 amino acids)
Source: RefSeq, a predicted model, not a curated record
AUGCCUCCGCGAAACGUUCGUCGAGAGACAUAUAAAAGGAGUGGAUCACUGGAGGCUAAGAUCGACACAGAACUGACCCCUCGAAUCUCGCUCUGUGGAAGGGUACUGAUUGUCGUAGCAAUGAAGCUCAUCUUCCUCACUGCACUGCUUCCACUUGCAAUUGCUAGCGCCAUCCCCGCUGAUCCUUAUCCUGCUCCAUGCGGUCGCUCUGAUCCAUCGGGCAUCUGUACGAAGAAGGAAACCUGCUACAAGAAGGGUGGAUUCUGGGUUCAGAGAGACUGCACCUUCUACAACGUUUUGGACAUCGGAUGCUGCUACAGCAUUCCCGACAAGAAAGAUUAGACUUCUGAUCUUACUGGGAAUGACAAGAAUCGACUGGAGUUGAUAAAUGGACUUGAGUUCAAAUUAUCAAAAUUGGGCGUCGUUUGAUGUCGAAUACCGCAUAAAGUAAUUGAAUCUUUUCGUCCUCGGGGCGAUUAAAAGACUUGACGUCUGUACUUGAGUAGUAAAAUAUACCCCAUAGGAGUGACAUGCAAGUUCUAUGAGGCUCAAUGAUGUAAUGGGAAUCCUAGCGAAGG